Messenger RNA from Sus scrofa (pig), 12199 nucleotides. It is a transcript of the gene TRPC5, whose product is annotated as transient receptor potential cation channel subfamily C member 5. Gene Ontology annotation, cellular component: cation channel complex; plasma membrane. The record is from RefSeq and is a predicted model, not a curated record. NCBI's taxonomy places the organism in Eukaryota, Metazoa, Chordata, Mammalia, Artiodactyla, Suidae. Gene Ontology annotation, molecular function: inositol 1,4,5 trisphosphate binding; protein binding; store-operated calcium channel activity. Gene Ontology annotation, biological process: calcium ion transmembrane transport; regulation of cytosolic calcium ion concentration.
CGGUCUCUUCCCCACCACACACACACACACACACACACACACACACACACACACACACACUCACACGCCACAACCGCGACGGGUUCUCCCAGCUCGCAGCCACCCAAAGGAGAGGAGAAAGAGAAAAGGCGCAGAGGAAAGCCGGGAACAGAUAGAAGGGAAAAGGAAGAGCUCAGGGUUGGACAUUUUUGGAACUAGGGGUGGGGAGGAGAAAGGGAACGUGCCUCCUUGAUUUUCCCCUCCCCACCCCUCUUUGCUUUUCUCUCCCGGUGGUUGUAUAGCAUUUUCCAGAAGCGGCAGCAGAAGGGGACGGAAACCUCCAGUCUAGAAAGAUUUGGAGGGGUGGCCGGGGCUCCCGCCAGCCACCACCUAGCAGCUGCAGCUUGAGUGUGCGAUUGUGCGUGGAAGAGUGCGAAUGCGGGUCUGGUCUGCUCUCCUCCUGGGUCUUCUCUCUCCCGCACACUCCCGUGUCAGUUGUCAGCCAGCUCUGUCGCUUUCCCCGCGUCAGUUUCUUCCCUUGCUUGCAUUGUGUGGCAGGCUGCGCGAAGGGGGUGCGUGCGUUUUGAAGGGGCCCAGGUUGGGUCAGGGCCAGGAGAAGCAAGUGAGCCCAAGGCAGGGGCAGCCAGCGGAGCGGGCAGAGCAAAGAGUUUCGGGGGGCGCUGACCGAGGCGAAAGCCAGGCAGCCUCGAGGCCCCGGCCGGGCUGUCCCAGGCAGCUGCUGUUAGCGCGCCCGCCCGGGGGAGAACCAGUGAGGCGACCGCACCGCUCUCCUUGGCUCGCGGAGGCCAGACGACGCCGAUCCGAACAAACCACUUGGCCUGGGAACGGGAAACAGACACAAAGAAGAAGUAAUGUGACUUGUUCAAGUUCAUACUUCACAUUAGUGGAAGAGCUGAGAUUAGACUCCGUCCAGGUCUCCUAAUUCCCAGAACACUAUUCUUUAAACUGCACCAUUGUACACAUAGAGGUUUCUAAACUGCUAUGAACCAUGGCCCAACUGUACUACAAAAAGGUCAACUACUCACCAUACAGAGACCGCAUCCCCCUGCAAAUUGUGAGGGCUGAGACGGAGCUCUCUGCAGAGGAAAAGGCCUUCCUCAAUGCUGUGGAAAAGGGGGACUACGCCACCGUGAAGCAGGCCCUCCAGGAGGCCGAGAUCUAUUACAAUGUCAACAUCAACUGCAUGGAUCCACUGGGCCGGAGCGCCCUGCUCAUCGCCAUUGAGAAUGAGAACUUGGAGAUCAUGGAGCUACUGCUGAACCACAGCGUGUAUGUGGGGGAUGCACUGCUCUACGCCAUCCGCAAGGAAGUUGUGGGCGCUGUGGAGCUUCUGCUCAGUUACAGGAGGCCCAGUGGAGAGAAGCAGGUCCCCACUCUGAUGAUGGACACCCAGUUCUCGGAGUUCACACCAGAUAUUACUCCCAUCAUGCUGGCUGCCCACACCAACAACUACGAAAUCAUAAAAUUGCUCGUCCAGAAACGGGUCACCAUCCCACGGCCCCACCAGAUCCGCUGCAACUGUGUGGAGUGUGUGUCCAGUUCAGAGGUAGACAGCUUGCGCCACUCCCGCUCCCGGCUGAACAUCUAUAAAGCUCUGGCAAGCCCCUCCCUCAUUGCCUUAUCAAGCGAAGACCCCAUCCUAACCGCCUUCCGCCUGGGCUGGGAGCUCAAGGAGCUGAGCAAGGUGGAAAAUGAGUUCAAGGCUGAGUAUGAGGAGCUCUCUCAGCAGUGCAAGCUCUUUGCUAAAGACCUGCUGGACCAGGCUCGGAGUUCCCGGGAACUGGAGAUCAUCCUCAACCAUCGAGAUGACCACAGCGAGGAACUUGACCCUCAAAAGUACCAUGACCUGGCCAAGCUGAAGGUGGCAAUCAAAUACCACCAGAAAGAGUUUGUGGCCCAGCCCAAUUGCCAACAGUUGCUUGCCACUCUCUGGUACGACGGCUUCCCUGGAUGGCGGCGGAAACACUGGGUAGUCAAGCUUCUGACCUGCAUGACCAUUGGGUUCCUGUUUCCCAUGCUGUCUAUCGCUUAUCUGAUCUCACCCAGGAGCAACCUUGGGCUGUUCAUCAAGAAACCCUUUAUCAAGUUUAUCUGCCACACAGCAUCAUACCUGACCUUCCUCUUCAUGCUUCUCCUGGCUUCUCAGCACAUCGUCAGGACAGACCUCCAUGUACAGGGGCCUCCCCCAACUGUUGUGGAAUGGAUGAUAUUGCCUUGGGUUCUUGGUUUCAUUUGGGGGGAGAUUAAGGAAAUGUGGGAUGGUGGAUUUACUGAAUACAUCCAUGAUUGGUGGAACCUGAUGGAUUUUGCAAUGAACUCACUCUACCUGGCAACUAUUUCCUUGAAGAUUGUGGCCUAUGUCAAGUAUAAUGGUUCUCGUCCAAGGGAAGAAUGGGAAAUGUGGCACCCGACUCUGAUUGCGGAAGCGCUCUUUGCCAUAUCCAACAUUUUAAGUUCGCUGCGCCUCAUAUCCCUGUUCACAGCCAACUCCCACUUAGGGCCUCUGCAGAUCUCUCUGGGACGCAUGUUGCUUGAUAUCCUCAAAUUCCUCUUUAUCUACUGCCUGGUACUGCUGGCUUUUGCUAACGGAUUGAACCAGCUUUACUUUUAUUAUGAGACCAGAGCUAUCGAUGAGCCAAACAACUGCAAGGGGAUCCGCUGCGAGAAGCAGAACAAUGCCUUCUCCACGCUCUUUGAAACCCUUCAGUCACUCUUCUGGUCCGUAUUCGGCCUUUUAAAUCUCUACGUCACCAAUGUGAAGGCCAGACAUGAGUUCACGGAGUUUGUGGGAGCGACCAUGUUUGGGACAUACAAUGUCAUCUCCCUGGUAGUGCUGCUAAACAUGCUGAUCGCCAUGAUGAACAACUCCUACCAGCUUAUUGCCGAUCAUGCCGAUAUUGAGUGGAAAUUUGCAAGGACAAAGCUCUGGAUGAGUUACUUUGACGAAGGUGGCACCUUGCCACCUCCUUUCAACAUCAUCCCCAGCCCCAAGUCAUUUCUAUACCUUGGUAACUGGUUCAACAAUACCUUCUGCCCCAAAAGAGACCCUGAUGGUAGACGGAGAAGGCACAACUUGAGAAGCUUCACAGAACGCCAUGCUGACAGCCUGAUACAGAAUCAACAUUACCAGGAAGUUAUCAGGAAUUUAGUCAAAAGAUAUGUGGCAGCUAUGAUAAGAAAUUCCAAAACAAAUGAAGGACUAACAGAAGAAAAUUUUAAGGAAUUGAAACAGGACAUCUCCAGCUUUCGAUAUGAAGUGCUUGACCUCUUGGGAAAUAGGAAGCACCCAAGGAGAAGCUUUUCCACUAGCAGCACUGAACUCUCUCAGAGGGAUGAUACCAAUGAUGGCAGUGGUGGGGCCCGGGCCAAAUCCAAGAGUGUCUCUUUCAAUUUAGGCUGCAAGAAAAAAGCCUGCCACGGGCCACCUCUCAUCAGGACCACACCAAGAGUCAGUGGUGCCCAAGGGAAGUCAAAAGCAGAGUCAUCAAGCAAACGCUCCUUCAUGGGUCCCUCUCUCAAGAAACUGGGUCUCCUAUUCUCCAAGUUUAACGGUCAUAUGUCUGAACCCAGUUCAGAGCCAAUGUACACAAUUUCUGAUGGAAUCGUUCAGCAGCACUAUAUGUGGCAGGACGUCAGAUAUUCUCAGAUGGAGAAAGGGAAAGCAGAGGCCUGUUCUCAAAGUGAAAUUAACCUCAGUGAGGUAGAAUUAGGUGAAGCCAGGGGCGCUGCUCAGAGCAGUGAAUGCCCUCUAGCCUGUUCCAGCUCUCUUCACUGCGCAUCCAGUAUUUGCUCCUCAAAUUCUAAACUUUUAGACUCCUCAGAGGACGUAUUUGAAACUUGGGGAGAGGCUUGUGACUUACUCAUGCACAAAUGGGGUGAUGGACAGGAAGAACAAGUUACAACUCGGCUCUAAGUCAAGCCGUUAUCACCCAUUCUGGAACUCAGAAAAUUUCUAAUUUUGUUCCUCUCAGAGGUGACAUAGAAUAUGGUUCCCUCACUGCCCCCCACUAGAAAGGAGAGUGAAACUCCUAUUAUUUGCAUUGUCUUUUAUAGCCACAUUCUUCAGUUUUUUGUUCUUCUUAUUACUAUUAUUUGCCUUUUUAUACCUAUAAACACUAAGUCCAUUUCACAACCAACUGACGGGGUGUUUGCCCCUAAACAGCAGAGGUGCAGUCGGGUGCUUAACCCUUUGGCUUUGCUUUUCUUACCCUUGCUUCCUUGAAGCUCCAGGUGCCACUUUGCUACUGUUGCUGCCGCAUAGAUUCCUGACCUUCCUCAGGAUCUCACACCAUUUCCCCACAGAGCUGAGGGAUGUGCUCAGCAGUCCCCACCAGCUAUCAGAUAAGGCAAACUAACCUGCCUAUCUUUGUUGCCCUUCAAUGCUCCACGCCGCCCAUCCUGGUUCAAUGAACAGCAUCAAAGGGAGAUUGAAUAGACUCCAAGGAAUUGUCAGCUUGUGGUUUCUAGGUAUAACUGGCCUUUGUGUUGUUUUUGUUUUUAAACACUACAACUUCUCCUUAACGUGGGGGCUGUUGAAUUUGUUUCUUAAAGAUUUGUUAGUUUCCUAACGUGUGCCAGUGAACACUUACCCCGUAGUAUAUGUCAUAUCUAGUAGGUUAGUGGAUUCCUUUCCUAUGUUUGUGUAUUUCAGUUAGCUUACUGCAUUUUAAAAUUUGAUAGCAUCCAGAUUAGUAUGUAGGAUGUAUACUGUUUUUUAAAAACUUCUACUGCACUCUAACCAAUAGUCACUACAUCUCAUACACUGGCAAGAAAAAAUAAUUAGCUGGUAUAUUUAUAGGGUCCUAUUUACUGUUGAUAGUUUUAAUCAUUGUUGCUAUCAAAGGCAUUUCUAAGAUAAAAGCCUGGAUUUGAAAAUUUUUUUUAUCAGACAAAUGACAUCUUGUUGAGGUGUCAGAAUCUGAAAACUUCAUCUUCAUUGUAAUCAACUGCUUUCUGAUAAAACAACAACAAAACAAUUUUAGGUCUAGAUAAUCUGAUUCAAGUUGCAGUAUUAAUGUUCAUUGGGGACAGUGGAAUUGCAUGUGUAAACUUAUGUUAAAUAUAUAACGUAACAACCCUAGUGAAUUCAUGGAACUACAAACAUGAUCCAGAUUAUACUGUCUUCAAAGAAAACUGCAUUUAUACAUCCAAACAAAUUAUUUUCCACAGCUUAGGAAUACCUCAUCAGAAUACAUAGGUUAAAGUUAAAAAAUGAAGCCCAUGAUGCAUAUGGUCAUCAUAUUAGACCUGUUAACCAUUGAGAGAUUACCUGCUAAUCAAGGUGGUUUUUUACCAAUAUUAGCACAAAGGUAUCCCCAACAUACACCCUAACAUAUGACCUGAAAGAGCCCGAGGUCUGGGUCUGGAUGACUAAAUUAAUGUAUAGCUCAAAAAGUAAGAGAUAUAAUUAGUUGUUACCCUGUUCUUAGAAAUGUCAACAGCAAUAGGAAACCAGCUACAUUCAUAUGGAUACUUUCUGGAAAAAUUAAGUGAAAUGAAGCAUUUUCAAACAAUGCAUAUAUAAUAUGCCUCCAAAAUAGUUUUUGACAAUGUAGUUUGUUAUUUGAAUUGAUUCCCAUUCCAGCCCUAGCUUUAGUGACUGACAAAAUACUCUACAUGAAGGACACACACUGGGGAUGAGGGAGCAACAAGAAAGGUGAUGAAGAACAAAGGUCAGAUCCAGGGGAAAGUGAUCAAGAGGACAAGCUACAUCAAGAUUCUUUUGUUUUUUCGGGUUUUUUUUUUUUUUUUUUUUUGGUCUUUUUGCUAUUUCUUGGGCCGCUCCCACGGCAUAUGGAGGUUCCCAGGCUAGGGGUCGAAUCGGAGCUGUAGCCACCGGCCUAUGCCAGAGCCACAGCAACACGGGAACCGAGCCGCUUCUGCAACCUGCACCGCACGCAGCUCACGGCAAUGCCGGAUCGUUAACCCACUGAGCAAGGCCAGGGAUCGAACCCGCAACCUCAUGGUUCCUAGUCGGAUUCGUUAACCACUGCGCCACGCCGGGAACUCCUCAAGAUUCUUUUGGAAACAGAUGAUCACAAAGUAAUUCCUUGGUCAUACCUAAAGUGAUCAUUUACUCAAAUCCAACUUCUCUCCUGCUUUGCUAAGUGGGACUAUCAUAGAAUGGCCCUAACAUCAAUUACAAGUUACUUUCCAGAAGGAAGGUUUCUAAAGUUGCAGAUUCAACUUUCCCAAUUGUCAAGUUCACUUUAAGUAAUAAAUAGCACCUGGGCUACAUUCAUUUGCUGGCACCAAAAAACUAAUACAUGGCCACAUUUCAUCAAAAGAAAAAGAUGUCUUUCUCACAGAUGCAUGUACUUGUGAUGACCUAGGUCUAAUUGUUCUGGCAGUUACUUUAUCAAUUUAUCAGAAAACAAGAGUAGCCAGACAUAGAGCCAUGCUCCAAAAUACAGUCUUCUCUCAGUUAUGUUCUAAGGAGAGAAUAUGUAUAAAUCAUAGUAGCCAACCCCUACUAUUUAAAGAAACCAGAGUCAUAUUUCAUGGGAAGUAUAUUCCUUUUUAAAUCUUCUCAGGGUCAUUGCCUUUAUCACUUGGGCUUAAGACUUCACUAGUUGUGCUGAGGCCCAGCUAUGUUAGGGACUGAGCCAGUUAGCUGUUAAAGCUAGCCAGCUAUUGCCCUAACCUCCAUGAUGGUGACACCAACAUUUUUAUUACCUUUAACUCUAGCAGAAAGUAGGAAGGGAAAAAGAUUUGUGUUCACCUCUUUGGCCUCUGGAUCAGCUACUACCGAGAAAAGAUAUUUCAAAUCAAAUGUUUAAGUAUGCCCAGAGAAGGCAGAAGCCAACUUGAGAGUAAAUUUAUAAACAUAAAAGUUAGAGCUAAAAGAGAACCUUAGUGAAUGAGCAUCUACUCAAUUCUAACCUCUUAUUUUACAAACAGAAAAAAAAAAAAAAAAGAGGCCCGGAAAAGGAUAAUGACUUGCUCAAGGUCACAGAGCCAGUCAAUAAACCCAAAUCUUCUAGAUUACAGAAACAAGACAUUCAUCAUUAAGCAUAUGUUAUACACAGGAGAUGUGGAAAUGGAUUGGCCAUUAUAGGUAACUUUCUGUUCAUUUGUCCAAAAUGGUGUGAACUCCACAGAUGUCAGACUGACAUGUUUAAAUGUAAAGGUAUAAUUAUAAAUAGUACAAGAAUCAUUUACUUUUUGUCUAAGCAUCUCUACCAUGGUUCACCUCCACCAGGGUGACUUCCUUAUCACUUCUGGACACCUGUAUGUGUUUGACUCCAUCAUAAUUACAUUAAAGUUCCUCUGAUAAUUGGUAAGGGUGAAAUAUUACAAAUAAAAUAUCUGAAUUAUAUUAGAAAAUGGCCAUUAUUGAAGUAGGACCUCCAACUCUAGCUUUAAAUCCAGUGGAGUACAAAGAAAACAUUCCAAAUUCAAAAUCACCAUUAUUGAAGACGCCAAAUUUUAUAGAUGUAAAUCUCCAAGUUAUAUUUCUGUCCACUUACAUGGGAAUAUGGGAAAUUUUCUGGUUCUUUCUGCCUCUCAUUGACAUUUUUCAUACCUCUCUGACCUAAUCUAGGGUAUUUUAGCUAAGUCCAAAACCUCCAAACAUUUGCCCACAAUUUGAUUAAAGAUUUUAAAAAAUGGGAAAAGAAUCUGAAAAAUAACAAAAUAAAAACAUAAAAAACCUUACGGCCUCUACUUUUUUCAAUGACUUGCAAAUUUCAUUGAAAAAUAUGAGUUCAUACCUUAGCAAGAAAAUAUGACCAUUUGACAUUCCUAUUGCCUUUUAGGUGAGACUCAAAUGGUGUUUUAACUAACAGUUUAAGUGGCCCAGACCUUGGUUUGUUAAAUCAUCAGGUAAAAAGACGUGAAGUUAGGCAGACAUUCUUUCCUGUUUAUAAAAGUACACAAGAAAAAUUGAUCAUAUUAUUUUGGUAAUUUAAUUUUCAAAACAGUGUUAAUAAACAGAUUGCUUGUAGAGACAGAGCCAAUGUAAGUCGACAUAAUUGUUUGGAUCAUUUAAAUAACCUCUUUAUAUGUACUUGUCAGCUCCCUCCAACCCCAAACACUGCAGCUUUGACUUAAAUCUAUGGGUAUUUUAGACUGUUUCUUUGGCUUGCUUUAUCUAGAUAAUUGUUCCAAAUAUCCACUUUGUUGGUGUAGAACUAGCCAUUGGGAACCAAGUAACCCAAUUCAGUGUGAGCAUUACUUUAGUCUAGGGAAAUGCUACUUCUACUGUAUUUCCAAUGACCUUUUCCAUCACUUUUUCCAACAGAUGUGGGGUUUGGCUUGCAUUGUUUGGAGGGGAAUGUUUGUAAAAGUGAAAACCUUGUCUGUGCACACGCACAUAUGUGUAAUGCAACUUAGUAGCAUUUGAUUGCUCUGGCCUGGCCCUCAUCCCUUUUGGUAAUUACUAAAUCAUUUUGAAGGGAGGGGGAACAGGAAUAACUUCAAUGGAAAGAAACUUCCUGAGAUAUAGUAAGGAAUUGCUGAAAUGAACUGCUAAGGCAGCAUCUGCUGUUGUACAACUGUUAAUAUUGAGAGCUCUCAGGAUUUGGGGUUUCUGGGUUGAAGGAAAGAUAAAGCCUGUAGGUCAGAAGAAAGAACCUAACUGUAAAAAUAAGAAUAUAUGUCUUUAGUGAAUUAAGUAAGUCCGCAUAGUUCAGAAUUAGGGCACAGUUGAGACAUAACUAUUCAUAUAUUGAUAUGUGGCCUAGGUUCUCCAUCCAUAUGCUGCAUGGUAGUCCAGAGAAGGAGGUGCUGAUAGGCAGUUUUGAGAGUUUACUUUAAGAAACAAAGGAGUUAAUUGCUGGAAUGAUACAGGCAGCUGGCCAGGGUGCUCUAGCAUUUUUAAGCUCAGUGUUUGUUUUAUUCCCACUCUAGAGUGGAUUUGUAUCUUAUACUUGUUAGUUUAUUGGAUCUGAGUUGUGGUCUUUUUCUAAAGAUAGACCACUGGUGUUUGUGGUAUUUGAGAGACAUAUACAUAUUAAGAAUUGCUGAUGUUUAAAUAUAAAAUUAAGUGGAAUGGCCUUAUGCCAAAAGCUUAUUAAUGUGAAAGUUUCAAAAGCUCUGUAGAAACAUCCUGUUACUACACAAAUGAAAGGCAAUUUCUACAGUAAAAUAAAAGUGUGAUUUUUGAUCACCGUAAUUGACUUUCAUAAAUCCAUAACUAUAACACAUCUGCCCUAACUCUCAAAAAGAAAAGCUUUCUUUACAACUCCAAAUGACUUGAUAGAACCAAAAAAGACUAAAUGAAGAAGGGCCUGCAAUGUGAAUGCCAUUUUCAGUAAUGUGCAGAGAAUUAUGCCCUUUGGCUUUCUUUACGUCUGAGCAGGUUACAGGGUAAUCUAACAUCCCAGGAGAUGCACUUCACCACAUGCCCACACACAUACUAAUAAGAUAUCAUUCUUGUGCUUUGUAUUUUAGCCUAAGGUAGCCAACGCAUCUGCAAGUAUAGUUAAGCUGGGCUUGGCCAUUUUGUCCUUUUCACAAAGUUCAAUAUAUCCCACAAUACUCAUUGAGACCCAUUGCCUUCCAACCUAGAAACCCUCUCGACAGUUCUCCAGUCUAAUACAAUCUUUAAAACUGAAUCUUGGAUGACAAGAAAAAAAAAAAGAGUAAAACAGGGCUAAAUUACAUUGUCAAACUUUUUAGCUAACCAAAGUGAGGUGGAAUUCCCUGAUUUUAAAAAAAUGUAGUUUAUGUUUUAAAACACUAACAUCAUCAUUUUCUCACUCAACGAAAUCCAGAAGUGUAACAGUAUAUGAAAAAUAGCUCUGAACAAACUAAAUCAUUUUUCAAAGGUUGAGUUAUAUAUAGGUUGAAUUUCAGAUCAUAGCAUAUUCUUACCUUGUGAUCACUGUAUUCCUAAAUUCAACAUAUCGGACUCAUAAUAAGGUUACAUUUUAAAUUAUGCAGUAUCACUUUUAUAAAUCUGCACAUAUUACAAUUACUGGAAGGAUUGCUUUCUCCAAAUUUUAUCUAAGAAAUAAAACGAAUUUGCCAAAACUCUAUAGAAAAGAAAAACAAAAGGUAAAAGUGAGAGAGAGUAGUAUGGAAGAGAGCUAGAUUCUUUUUCUGGUGUUAUACUUUGGCCUCAUAAAUACACAAUGUAACUUCUGAAUAUCCUCAAUGGUAGAAAAUAAUAAUCCUAUAAGAUUAAAUUCUUAGAACAGUCAAAACUAACUUUGGAUCCAUCUUUGGUAAAAGGUUGGGCGAUCAAGCUGAGUUCUAUUCUUUGAUACUUUGAUAGACACAAGUAUAAAAUAACAAGACAGUUUCUUGUAGGCUUUAUAAAGUGGCCUGAAGCUGCUCCUUGGAAUCUAGUUCUUUCCUUAUCAACUUUGAGAAAUAAUUUGUGUACAAUUACCUGCAUCCAUUUAAAUUGAUGAGUGGAGUUCCCAUCAUGGCUCAGUGGUAAUGAACCUGACUAGUAUCCAUGAGGAUGCGGGUUCAUCCCUGGCCUCGCUCAGGGGAUUAAGGAUCUGGUGUUGCCAUGAGCUGUGGUGUAGGUCGCAGAUGCAGCUUAGAUCGAGCGUUGCUGUGGCUGUGGUGUAGUCUGGGAACUUCCACAGGCCACAGGUGUGGCCCUAAAAAGAAAAAAAAAGUUUACAAUUUAGUGAGUUUUCACAGUUGUAUACACCCCUAGAGCCAUUACCAAAAUCAAGAUACAAAAAUUUCCAUCCCUCCCAAGAGAGGCCUUUUUCCUCUUUGCAGUCUGGAAAUCUAGUUUAAAACAUGCUUGAAACAGUGGCAGCCUUACUAGAAUAAGUUUAUGUCCUCCCAAGGAAGAAACAUUAAAGAACACUGUAUUUAGAUAUAGAAACUCCAGUGAUUUGGGAACAACCAUAAUGACUUAACUCUUGAAAUAUUUGUGUCUCAACAGUAAAACAGACACACACACAAAACAGUAAAACACAUUCCAACUUCCAAUGGCUUAUGUUGUAAAUAAACUCAGAAUUGGCUUCCCAAACCUUAUUUGAUCCACAAGAAAUGACAUUUUAUAAAGCAGAGGCUCUGACAACUAGGCUAUUAGGAAGAAAGGACAGUAGGGAAAAGCCCCAGCAUUCCCAGAAAAUUGAGGGGAGGAUUUUGGACUCAGAAUGAGCUCUGGUAAGAGAAGUAGGAGGUGGCUCUAAUGGGAGGAUGGCAGCAGCUGGAUGAAUUUUCGUCAUUUGAAAAUCACAUGUUCACAUUAUGUAUUUCCUGUGUAAGAUCUAAUCACAUUAUUUAAAGUACAGAUGCAUCUAUUUGUGGUCACAUCCUGUAGGACUUACUUUUACAGCAUAUAUUAAGGAUCGCUUUGACUAACCAAAGCAAUGUAGCGUAUAGUCUGAUAAGUAGUGAUAACUGCUUAGUAUACUUGGGCAGGAGAAGCAGUCAGAAUUCUAGAGUCUAAGAGGAUCCACUGGAACCAAUGGCACUGAAUGGAAUUUUGUGUGAGCUCAUGAGGAAGCCUCUAAACUCUAGGGGUUAACACGUUAAUUAGUCUGCAGUUUUUUUAAUGUUAAAGGUAACCCAAUUUGUUAACUUAUUAACUUGAAAAUUUUAACUGUUCAAAUUACUCCUCUAACAUAGUAAAGGUAAACCCAUAUGUUCUUUUAUUUUAAAUAUAAAAACAAAGACCUUCUCAAGGACAUCUCAAUUCAGAUAAACAUCUUUCUCAAGUGAAAUCAUUUUAAUUUGUCUAUUUCUUAUCAUACAGAACACAUACCAGCCAUAGGGUUCAAGAAAGUAUCACUAUUAAACUCUUCAUAGGAUUCUAUUUCAAGAUUUCUCAAAAACGAGUUGAAAUAUAGGAUGAGGAGUUUCUUCCUAUUCAAAACAAUGAAUGUAGCUUGGAGCCGACAUUUGGUAGAAGAUAAAGAAUACUUUUAGAAAACACAGGAAGUGUUUAAUUCACUUCCUUAGCCUAGUUGGAGGCCCCAAUCACACAUCACCAUCCAGAAAACAUAUGCAUCAAACUUAAGGUUAAAAUUGUAUCUCCUGAGCUUAAUCACGAAAAGGGAAAAUUCCAAAUGUGUUUGUGUACAUGGCAUUUUGGCUUUGCGACUAUUUCAUGAGCUAAAAACUUCCUUGAGUAACUAUUACUUUUAUUUAAAUAUUUUCUGUAAGAAGUGCAAAGUUACUGUCAUCCUUAAACAUUAAAAAGAACCUUGUACAAUAAAAUGAUUUUGUGUAUUUUUAGCUUCAGUAUAAACAAAAAUAAAGCAUUUACUUUUGUCUCCCAAAA